AUGGCGGUGUACGGACAAUCCCCCCAAGAUGAAGGCUACAGCGAGGAUCCCUUGACGGUGGGCACUGUGUCUCCGCCUCCACUCCCGCGGCCUUCAUGGCUUUCCGCGAUGUCUGUACCGGAACGUACAGAAUAUGUCAUGCGCCUCAUCGACCAGCUCCCCACCUCCGCUGUUUGCGAGAUAGUCGAACGUCUAAGUCCUCGCCUCUACAUCAACUUCUUUCAGUAUCUUCCAGCUGAAAUAUGCUUGAAGAUUCUCGGCUUCCUCGACCCGCUGUCCUUGAUAAAUACAGCCCGUGCUUCACGGGAAUGGAUGUUGUUGGCACUAGACCGGAAACUCUGGGAAGAGGUAUAUAUGCUAGAAGGCUUUCGCGUCAUCCGAUCUGAGGUACAAAAAUUCGAGGAGGAAAUCAAUGCCGACAGAUCAAGAUUUGGUGGGCCGAGCGAUGAAGAACACGCAAGCAAGCGGAGGGCUACACCCCAGCGGAUUCUGCCGAAUUUACAAGUCGAUGACGAUUAUGAAAUGGUGGAUGCUGAUAUCGAGGUACCGCACGCGACAUCCAUAUUCGGCCCAUUGACAACCGAGCCAAAGAACUCACGCUUCCACGAAUCUAAAUUUGAUUCUGAUGUACAUAUGGCGUCCUCGAAAACACCCUCUUUAUCGUCGCAAUGGACCAAGACCACAAGUUUCCCGAAUCGGCACGCCACCAAGACGCUGAGCAGUUCAAGCCAUCGAAUAUCUGCCAGUUCGGGUUCGACAAGUUCACGGUCCUCAGGGUCAUUGUCGGACAUGUCAUCCUUGGUGGUCGUCGAUCGGAGUGACGGCAAGAAAAAGCUGAACUGGCAAUAUCUAUACUCCCAGAGGAGAAGGUUGGAGGCGAAUUGGGAAGCAGAGAAAUACACCAAUUUUCAGCUACCUCAUCCUAACCACCCGGAAGAAGCCCAUGAGGAAUGCAUAUAUACCAUCCAAUUCUCCGGGCAAUAUCUCGUUAGUGGUAGCCGAGAUAGGACACUCCGCAUCUGGGACUUGAACACCAAACGGCUUGUCCGUCCUCCCUUGCGGGCGCAUAAUGGUUCAGUUUUAUGCCUUCAGUUUGACGCGGAUCCGGAAGAGGACUUGCUUGUUUCUGGGAGCAGCGACGCUACCGUGGUCCUCUGGCGAUUUUCCACCGGUCAGAUCUUGCAGCGAUUGAGGAAAGCUCAUCGAGAAUCUGUCUUGAAUGUCAGGUUUGAUAAACGGGUUCUGGUAACUUGCUCCAAAGACAAGACUAUCAAGAUCUUUAACCGAAGGCCCAUAUAUGCCGGGGAAUUGGAUUAUCCGGGGACUAUCAAGGGUGUCAAUCCGGUCCCAAGGUAUCUUCAAAAUUAUGGUUACAAUCCCGCUCCUACUGCAGGAUUACCUCUUGUGCCAGCGUAUUCAAUGAUCGGGUGCCUGGAAGGCCAUGGCGCAGCGGUCAACGCCGUUCAGAUUCACGGGGAUGAGGUAGUGUCUGCUUCUGGGGAUCGGACCGUUAAAGCCUGGAAUUGGCGGGAACAGACUUGUACCCGAACUUUCAUUGGCCACACUAAAGGCAUUGCAUGCGUCCAAUAUGAUGGACGCCGCAUUGUAAGCGGUAGCAGUGACAAUGAAGUCAAGGUUUUUGAUAGAGUUUCUGGACUCGAAGUUGCCAGCCUCAGGACCCAUACAAACCUGGUUCGAACUGUUCAAGCAGGGUUCGGCGAUUUGCCAUAUAGCUCGGAGGAGGACCAGGAGGAGGCCCAAAGGACCGACCGCGAAUACUUCAGAGCAAUUGAAUCGGGAGCGAUCUCACCGCAAACGCAGCCUCAACGAGGUUCCUCGAGAAAUGCUGGCUCCAGGAGACCUGAGGAUAUCACUGCUUAUGGGGGCAAGAUUCCCCCAGGCGGUGGGGGUGGAAAAUUUGGGCGUAUCGUUUCUGGAUCAUAUGACGAAACUAUCAUCAUCUGGCGUAGAGAUAAGGAAGGGGUCUGGCGCGCGCAGCACACCCUCCGACAAGAAGAAGCAGCCCGUGCAUCAUCAAGAGCUGCUAAACAAGCCAACGACAACUAUGCCAAUGCCCAAGCAGCUGCAGGUUCAAGUUCUCAAACCACCAAUCCCUCAGAACCCCAAAGUUCGGUAACAGACAAGAGUGCGGCUGAGACAUACUACGAGCAACUAAUCGACAUGAUCGUGCCUCAAGGCCCAAUGGCACUGCGGCAGGGUUUACAAGCACAUCCCCAGAUGCUUACAAGUAGCCAUCUUGAAGAUGUGAUCCAGAGUCUACCUGGUGGCACGCGGCAUGUGAUGUCGGCGAUUGUCGCCCAGGCACUACAAACUCAGCAGCAGAUGCCUGGAUCUGUUGCGGGCAUACCCUUGCCUGUUCCUGUACAGAAUCUCUUGUCACCGACCCAGUUGCCUCCAGUACCUGCGCCGAUGUCAGAUGCCAACCCACAGAUGUCUACCGCUCAGGGUUCUACUUCACAGGUACCUCCUCCGCCAACUGCGCCCACUCCAGCGAUAGACCCGAAUUCCCAUACCGCCGCGGCUCCUGCUCCUCAGCAAGCCGUGCCCCCUGUGGCUCAUGUCACACCGCACCACCACCUUGUAGCUAAUAUGGCGAGAGUGUUCAAACUGCAAUUUGACGCGAGGAGGAUCAUCUGUUGCAGCCAGACUUCCAUCAUCGUCGGCUGGGAUUUUGCCAAUGGAGACUCGCAGCUUAUCGAAGCCAGUCGAUUCUUUGCACCAGUUGAAUAA
Venustampulla echinocandica is the source of this 2751-nucleotide messenger RNA. RefSeq names its product WD40 repeat-like protein. The transcript has 2 exons. Gene Ontology annotation, molecular function: protein binding. The record is from RefSeq and is a predicted model, not a curated record. NCBI's taxonomy places the organism in Eukaryota, Fungi, Ascomycota, Leotiomycetes, Helotiales, Pleuroascaceae. The coding region runs from base 1 to 2751 and encodes 916 amino acids.